Thlaspi arvense is the source of this 762-nucleotide messenger RNA. The record is from the annotation of a GenBank genome assembly. Lineage: Eukaryota; Viridiplantae; Streptophyta; Magnoliopsida; Brassicales; Brassicaceae.
AUGUCAACUUCUUUGAGGGCACCUGGUGAGGUACAAGGUCCAUAUAUCGCUGAAUCCAUUGUUGAGAAUGUAGCAUCUUCGCUGAACAUGGACGUGGAUGUUGUGACAAGGAUAAAUGUUCAUACUUACGAAAGCCUCCGCAAGUUUUAUACGGAUGAGGCUGCUGGUGAGGCUGAUGAAUAUACUUUGCCUCUGUUAUGGGACAAAUUGGAGAUAUCUUCAGAUUUCAAGCGAAGGGCUGAAUCGGUGAAAGAGUUUAACCGAUCGUCUAUUAAGUCAACUCCAGGAAAAGUAGACAUUUUGUGCGACGGUUCUGUUCUAAUUGAGGUUGCAGGUACUGAGAUUGGGCAAGGGUUAUGGACAAAGACCAACACGCUCAAUAUGACACAAAGCAGUUACACAGCACAACAUCCGAGAACUUUUGUGAAGCAGUUAGGCUUUGCUGUGUUGUCUUGGUGGAGAGAGAGGUUGAAACCUACCAUUGAAUCAGAUUCUGGAGAAUGCUCGAACCGUGACAUGGGACAUGCUCAUUCAACAGUAUCAGAAGAAGCGUAUGAGGAGGUUGAAGAGGAAGAGCCGAAAGAUGAGAGACAGACACAUCUCAUCUAAUCUACAACUGUUUCGCUUUUCCCUCUGCUUUGGUUUUUUUUCUCCCGUGUGUUCGUUCACCCGAAUUCUUGGUUUCUAGUUUUUAUGGAAUACAUUUUUGGUGUUGUUGGAUUAAUCUAUUUUCAAUUAAUGAUAAGCUUUAUUAUAUUCGUA